AUUGUUCUAGCGGUGCAACUUGCAGACGGUCCCUCAGCGGCAGAAUCGCUUCUCUCUCUACAACCCUCUCACUUUUCAUGUAGUCCACACUGAGCUCUCGUGAUCUCACUACUUCGGCUUUUACUGCACGGUUUUGCCAGUGAUUUCACGGUUGCUGAUCGUUUCACGUGCACUCCUUUUUUUAUUUUAUAUAUUUUUUUUACAUCAUUUCGCUCCUCUGGCCACUUUCAUCUUUUAUGCUGCAGGCAGUCGGUGGGCUACUUCUCUAGUUAACCUUUUAAACGGAAAGUGGUUUAAUGAGAUGCAAAUUGCUUUUCGGUUGACUUCGAUGUUGCGCGUUGCUACUUUUACUGAAGUUUCAAUAUAACCUUUUCCCUUGCCGCAUCCUGGCGCGAGGUUGCGUGCAGCGCGCGACGGAUUAAAUGGAUUAAUUAUCACACCUUCACAUCAGUUUUCACACAACUGGCGUGUACUCUUGUUUAUUUGGAGGCUUCUCUCUCUAAGGGUUUUUAAAAAUGAGCGAAAUAAACACCGAGGAGGACAGUCAACAAGAAAACGGGGACCUCAGCAGCAAGGACUCGGACCGUCAGCUUCGCCUGAGACUGUGCGUUUUAAACGAGAUAUUGAACACGGAACGGGAUUACGUGAGAAACUUGGCAUUUCUGCAGUCGGCUUUUCUCCAGAGAAUAAGGCAGACUGCAGAAAACCAACAAUGUCUCACUCCAGAGCAGGUCAAGAUCUUGUUUUCCAACAUUGAGUCCAUUUUGGAAGUCCAUUUUGAGUUUCUUUCCACUCUGGAUGCCAGUUUGCAGCCUGAACCCCAAGCACACCAUUCUCUUGGACAUGUGUUCCUCAAAUUUAGGGACCGUUUCUCUGUGUAUGGCGAGUACUGUAGUAACCAUGAGAAAGCACUCAGACUAUUGAUGGAGCUUAACAAGAUCCCUUAUGUACGGACUUUCCUGCUGCACCUCAUGUUGUUAGGAGGAAAGAAGAGCACAGAUGUUCCACUUGAGGGGUAUCUCCUCUCUCCCAUUCAGAGGAUCUGUAAAUACCCUUUGCUACUGAAGGAACUUUUGAAGAGGACCCCUAAGAAGCAUUCAGAUUACCCCGCGGUAGAGGAGGCCCUGCAGGCCAUGAAAGCUGUGUGCUGCAACAUCAACGAGACCAAGCGACAGAUGGAGAAACUAGAGGCUCUUGAGAUAUUACAGUCACGCAUAGAGGGUUGGGAGGGGACGAACUUGACUGAUAUAUGCACCGAACUGUUGCUUCAAGGCAACCUUUUGAAGAUAUCAGCUGGAAACAUCCAGGAACGUGUCUUCUUCCUGUUUGACAACCUCCUAGUCUACUGCAAGAGGAAGUCCCGAGUGUCUGGGAAGAAAUCCACCAAAAGGACAAAAUCCAUCAACGGGCCGCAGUACGUGUUCAGAGGCCGCAUCAACACGGAGGUCAUGGAGGUCGAGAAUGUGGAAGAUGGAACUGCGGACUAUCACAGUAACAACUACACAGUGACCAGUGGCUGGAAAAUUCACAACACGGCCAAAAACAAGUGGUUUGUGUGCAUGGCCAAGAACGCUGAGGAUAAGCAGAAAUGGCUUGAUGCUAUUUUAAAGGAACGUGAACAGAGAGAGAGCUUAAAGCUUGGGAUGGAACGUGAUGCCUACGUCAUGAUCGCAGAGAAGGGAGAAAAGCUCUACCAUAUGAUGAUGACCAAGAGCCGCCACCUCAUCAAAGACCGCCGCAGGAAACUCACCAUUGUACCCAAGUGCUUCUUGGGAAAUGAAUUUGUCUCAUGGCUUUUGGAGAGUGGAGAGAUCAGUAAGGCUGAGGAGGGAAUCAACCUGGGUCAAGCUCUCCUGGAGAAUGGCAUCAUCCAUCAUGUGUCAGAUAAACAUCAGUUCAAGAAUGAGCAGGUGUUGUAUCGCUUUCGGUAUGAUGACGGCACUUAUAAAGCCAGGAGUGAAAUGGAGGACAUCAUCUCAAAGGGAUUGAGACUUUACUGUCGUCUCCACAGCCUCUUCACACCUGUUAUCAAAGACAGAGAUCAUCAUUUGAAAACCUUCAAAUCUGUCAUACCAGCUAGCAAACUGGUGGAUUGGCUUGUGUCACAGGGUGACAGCACAUCCCGUGAAGAUGCAGUGACCCUUGGUGUCGGACUCUGCAAUGCUGGUUUCAUGCACCACGUUCUGGAGAAAAGCGAAUUUAAGGAUGAGUCACAGUUUUUCCGCUUCUACGCCGAUGAGGAGACGGAGGGUACGAGCUCCAAGACUAAACAGCUUCGCAGUGACUUCAGACUCAUCGAGAACAUUCUUGCCAAAUCCUUAGUGAUCCACCCUGAAGAGGAGGACUAUGGGUUUGAGAUUGAAGAGAAGAACAAGGCAAUCGUAGUUAAGAGUGUGACCAGGGGCUCAUAUGCAGAGAUGGCAGGCCUGCAGCCGGGUAGAAAGAUCUACUCCAUUAAUGAGGACCUGGUGUUCCUAAGGGCUUUUUCUGAGGUGGAGACCAUGAUCAACCAGUCCUUCUGUAUACGCCGCUCGCUCAGACUGCUGGUGGCCACCAAGAACAAAGAGAUUGUGAAGAUCCCAGAUGUUCAUGGCACUCUUCCUUUUGUUCUCUGUGGUUCUUGUCCACCUUACGUUCAUGCAGUUAAGAAAGGCUCUGAGGCGGCAGCAGCGGGUCUUCAGCCCGGUCAGUGUGUCCUUAAAGUCAACGGCAACAACAUGAACCAGAGCAGCUACCAGGAAGUCCUGGAGCACUUUAGUGGCCAUCAGCCUGUCCUGGAGCAGCGAGACACUAGCUGUGGUCAGUGGGCGUACCGUGUGUAUGAGGAUGUGGAAGAGCAGAUGUCUUUUAGGGGGUGUGAGAAUGGCUCAGAUUCAGAGGAUGGCUGCACUAAUGGAACAGGCUCUGUAAGAAGGCUGGAAAAGUUGUCCAUCUCUGACGAUGUCCCUUCAAUCAGUCUGAAUGUGGAUAAUGUUCAUGUGGAACAUGGGGUUGUGUACGAGUACGUCAGCACAGCAGGAAUCAAACACUGUGUGCUGGAGAAGAUGGUGGAACCCAAGGGCUGCUUCAACCUUGCUGCAAAGAUACUGGAGGCCUUUGUGAAGGACGACAGUCUGUUUGUGAAGAGCUGCCGACAGCUAAUGGCUCAGAAUGAGAAGGUGGUGACCAUGCCACAGUUUGAGUUUCGAAGCAUCUGUGACACCAAGCUGGAGAGCAUAGAAAAACGCAUUUGCAGCUACAAACAGUUUGUGGAGGAAUUGCAGACGAAGGCCUGGCCCAUGUUUAAGAAGGCGAGCACUAAACCUCAUGUUCUGGGCUGCAUGGACUUCGUCCCCACCAACUGUCAUCUGAACCUGAUGCAGGUGUCCUGCCCAAAGAACACCUCCUCAUCAAUCCGAGCCUUCAGCAUCCGCUUCGGACGCAAGAACUCCUUCUUUGGCCUUGAUCCUGAUCAAGCCAAUUUGAAUCCCAUGUCCCACGCCGUGCAUUGUGUGACCAGCAUGGCGGCCCCCUCCUGGAGCUGCCUGAGUUUAGAUGAAGAGACGGAGGAGGGUGAAGGGAGCAUAGAGGACGGCAGGAAGCUUGAAGAGGGAGGUCUCAGCUUCCUUCUCAAACAGGAAGACAUGGAGAGCCAGGAUAAUUACAUCUGCCUCUAUAACCGCCUGGACAUAUCAGUGAGAGAGAUGAAGCAAUAUGUGGCCCAGAUAGAUGUACUUCUGUCAUCGAUAACUGGACCGACCCAGCCGCAGGGCUCAGAGCCACCCUCGUUUGAGAGCGCCCCCCCAACCUCUCCCAUACCAGAGGAGACGGACCAAGACAAGACCGAGCAUGGCGGGAACAAGAGAGUGUGCUUCAAAGUCAACGAAGAUGAUCAGGAGGACUCUGGACAUGACACCAUGAGCUACAGAGACUCCUACAGUGAAUGUAACAGUAACCGAGACUCAGUGCUGUCAUACACCAGCGUCCGGAGCAACAGUUCUUACCUGGGCAGUGAUGAGAUGGGCUCAGUGUGUCUUUUUCAUUCUCAGGUUGACUCGAUCAACAGUCUCCUGAAGGGCCCUAUCAUGAGCAGAGCCUGUGAGGAAACCAAGCAUUUCCACAACGACCACAGUCAGCCAGAGUUUCGGCACACGGAGGAGUGGACUGCACAUUGGCGGUAUGUUUUGCACAAGAAUAUCCAGGAGGACCCUUGGAAUCUGCCCAAUUCAAUCAAAUCUUUAGUUAACAGCCUUCAUCGCUUUGUAGAAGAUGGAAGGAGUCAACUUUUGUUGGCGUUGCUUAAAUGCACUGACACAGAACUCCAGUUGCGGCGGGAUGUCAUAUUCUGCCAGUCUCUGGUGGGGGCGCUGUGUGCUUUGGCGGAGCAGCUUGUGAAUGCGCUUAACCUGCGGUUCAACAAUAAUGGAGAGUAUGAGGAGGACAGUAAAGAGGUCAGCCGGAAAUGGCUGGAGCAGAUCGCCACCAUCGGAGUGCUCUUUAACUUCCAGUCAACACUUUCUCCAAAUGUGAGAGAAGAGCGAAUCAUGCUGGAAGAUACAAAAGCAGCACUGCAAGAUCUGGAGAAAGUCACCGUGCUGUUCCGCCCACUGGAGAACGAGUGCCUCGUCCCAAACACAUCUGUGCAUUACCAGGUGGAAGGCAGUCGGCAGGCCAUCAGGGUGACAAUGUUCUUGGACAGCUGUCAUUUCAGUGAGCUGCCAACAAGACUGCAGAACGGAGGCUCUUUGAAGCUUCAAUCAGUCCUCUUCACUAGAGGGCUGGAGAAGCCAGAAGGUGUGUUGUCUCAGGAUUUUGUUGCCAUGGAAGAGUUUCAGCAGCGCACAAAUGCUCUGUCACUGGAGAAGGUCAAAGGUUAUUACCGCAAACUCAGGGCUUUUUUUCUGGAGAAAUCAAAUUCAGAUUCAAAUUCCACUGCAAUGAAAAUAGACCAGCUCCUCCGGCCGCUCAACACCUUGGAUGACCUCUGUCGGCUCAUGCAGUCAUAUAUGAAUGUAAAACCCGGCUCUGCAGGUCAGCCCUCUGGAGUCAGUGUUCUUGUGGUGUCCUCCGAACUCUGCAACCGGCUGGGAGCCUGUCACAUCACCAUGUGUGCCACUGGGAUGCAGAGAUGUACUCUGAGUGUGUCACUGGAGCAGGCCGUUACUCUAUCCAGAAACCAUGGCCUCAUGCCCCGCUGCCUAAUGCAGACCAUGGACAUCAUGCGCAAACAGGGCACCAGAGUGGAGAUUUCUGCCAAAAAUCUCAGAGUAAUGGACCAGAUGCCACCGUGUGCUCCCAGGCUCUUCAGGUUGUGUUUACCCCCCUCCGAUGGAGAUCUUUGAAUGAGGUGAUGUCUGUCUCUCAGACCUUCUAGAUGCUGGGAGAUAUCAAGACUGGCUUAUCAUUUUGAGACCAUGCCUCAGCACAUCUCAACUCUCGGCCAGCCUCAUCCAGAGAGUUCUGGCUGAGGUCAACACGACGAGGAAUGAGAACCGUCCGACCACUUUUAUCUCCUGCUCUGGCAGCUGAGAAAAUCGCUAAUGCUAACGAUGCUAAUCUUGGCUAGCAGUGUCUGCCCACAUUGCUACAUUGUUUGGUCUCCUAAUGGAUCUGGACUGGCAUGUGAAUGGCUAAAUCUAACUGUAAAAGGCUGUAUUAUCUCUUCUUUUGCCUCUGACUGCAAUCUUGCAUCAGCAAAUAGGGUGGUUUGGUAUGGAUGGCGACGUUUAGUUCAGAUACGUGAUGAUUAUGUGCAAUUACUGUAGCUUAGCAUGCAUGUGUCUGCACUGUGUCAUGGGAGGUGGUGCCCUCAGAGAGCUGUUGCGAUUCUCUCACUCAUAUCAGGUAUUACAAAAAUACUGAAAUCAUUCCAGCCUACAUGGACCAGUUUCAAAAUCAUAAUUCUCAUCCGUCAUUGUGUUUAAAAUUCGCUUGAUUUUGUUUAACAACACAAUUUUAUUGUGAAGUUCUAUCACCGGCGCAUUUUAAGAAUAACAGGGAAACUGUUGGAGGCUAUAAGCUUCUCAAACAAUACAAAAAAAUAGGCCUGCAUACAAAAUACAAGAUUUCACUCCAAUCAAAAUAUUGAUAUUGAAGGUUGAAACAGUUAUUGAUCAACUGGGUGAAAAAAAAGGGGGUAUAGCACUUUUUAAAUCAGUGCUGUGUUACAGUGCGUGACUGUCCUAGUCUGCUUUUUGCGGCUGUUUGGAAAAGCACAAUAAAAAAAUGCUUGUGUUCUUCAGUGUUUAUUAAAAGUACUGUACAUUUUAGAAGAUAAAGAAACGCAAAGGGAUCAUGUGAAGAAUCAAUAGAUAUAGUAGGAUUUUAUUGAAGUUUUGUAUUUAGGUAAAUAUAUAUGUAUGUAUCAGAGGGAUAAGCAUAUGCUCUUUGGAAACAGCAGUGCUAUAAUUUAAAGAGUAUUAAUAAUGUUAAAACAUAUAAUAUUGUACAUCUUUCAUUUUGUAUACUUAGUGUAUUUUCGAAUAGGAAACUGUAUUGUGCUUUUACACGGUGUGUUCGAUAUUUAAUUUUCUAACUUCAGCUGUGUGGUCAGUAACCGAGAAGGCCUGGAAACUGAACAGUGUUCCUGGAUUAGUUAAGCUAGUAUGUACAGUAUGUGACAGCUUUUGUAACAUGCAAAGUCUGCAUUUCACUUAACAAAAUAUAUAAUUAUACAGUAUAUGUUACCUUCAGUAGUCCUGACAGUUGACAGUAUUUGCUCAAAUUUGACACAAUUUUAAGGACGCAAACAAAGAUUUGAGUAAAUAAGGUCACUUAAUGACAAUAAUGCAACAAAGCAUCAUGUCGUAAUGAAAUCUUAAUGAGACGUUCAUUGUGUUUGUAUUGUAGCUCGUAACAUCACUGUCUGUUACAUAUCAGCAUAGAAGUUAGACGCUGCAACUUAAAACCAUGAUAAAAUAUUUUAAACAAUACUUGAAUUUAUGCUAAUAAAUAGUUUUUUCUUCCUCGUAUCUAUCCAAAUUGAAGCCUAGUGUUGGUAAAAUGCUGAUUUAUUUUUAAUUGGAAUUUAACAUUUUAUUUGGUCCUCAAAGCAAAUGGUUUUUAAACUGGAAACAAGUGUUUUUAAUCCACAGAAUCUGUGCAGUGUCAUUAUUGUAUGUUUUGAAGGUCCUUGUUGUUGCUUGUUAUUAUGCUUUAUAAUGUCCACAUGAAACCUAUCAUUUCUGUAUGAUAGACCUAAAUCUAGUAAAACCCAAAGACGUAGCAUUAGCAUUAGCAUGUUCCUAUCACUGUAUAUUAAAAUCUCAGGUUUCUGCACCAUCUCGGUCCAUUAUUGUGCGAUUAGCUUCCCCUUUCAAAAGUUAUGACUGAAUAAUUUAACCUCACUAAUCAGUCAGCUGAAACAUGUAUUCAAAUGUGUAUUUUUUUUUUUUUUUUUUUUUUUUUUUUUUUUUUUAACUCCAGUCCCGUUUUCAGAACUAUUUUAAGUUUAUUAUUGCCAAUUUUUAACUUCUUGCCUCAAUUUCAAGUGUACUUUUUAACUCAAAGAGCAAAAAAUAUUCAGUGGUGCUUACAAAUUAAGCCUUUUUUUUUUUUUUGAGGGCCUUAUAGUUUAUUGGUCUUUACCUCUUAUUUGUUUUUUCUGUCAUUUCAAAAUUGUUCUCUUAAUUUUACAAAUUCUGUUGGUUUCUAUUAAUUAAAACCUCACUGGUGGAGUGAAGGAGUAGAUCUAAUCUGCAUCUGCAUAUAUUUAACUAUAGAUUAAUGUUCGACUGUGAUGUCUGUCUUUAUGCUGUCCUGAACUGUUAAUGAUAAAUACAUUAAAUGGCUCUUAAACUUACCUUGCUGGUAAUGUAAGCAUGUAUCCAAUUGUUUUUAACUCAGUGUUGAAUUAAAAGCAUUAUUUAAGCUCUC
Molecule: messenger RNA, 7854 nt
Organism: Cyprinus carpio (common carp)
Lineage: Eukaryota; Metazoa; Chordata; Actinopteri; Cypriniformes; Cyprinidae
Product: phosphatidylinositol 3,4,5-trisphosphate-dependent Rac exchanger 1 protein-like
Exons: 39
Coding region: 516-5321 (1601 amino acids)
Biological process (GO): intracellular signal transduction
Molecular function (GO): protein binding; guanyl-nucleotide exchange factor activity
Source: RefSeq, a predicted model, not a curated record